This is a messenger RNA of Trichobilharzia szidati, 246 nucleotides long. NCBI's taxonomy places the organism in Eukaryota, Metazoa, Platyhelminthes, Trematoda, Strigeidida, Schistosomatidae. The record is from the annotation of a GenBank genome assembly.
AUGUUAUUUCCAACUUCAUCAAAAAACUACAGAGAACAUUUUCACUUGCUCCAAACAUUUCUUCGGCGCGCAGAAACUGAUUCAUACGCUACUGUCGGGUUUUUAUUGAUUGUCUUCAGUACUACGUUUCAAAUACAAGUCGAUUUCAGAAAACCUGUAUUUGUAACCUACCAUGACAAAUACCACACAUGCAUCUCUAUACGAAAAGCAUGGGCCAGCUCACAUCACUCUAGAAUCCCUUCUUGA